This is a messenger RNA of Fraxinus pennsylvanica, 1692 nucleotides long. The record is from the annotation of a GenBank genome assembly. Lineage: Eukaryota; Viridiplantae; Streptophyta; Magnoliopsida; Lamiales; Oleaceae.
AUGGUGGAUCAGUUGUGGUACAAGUAUAUUCACAUUGAGGAGAUGCUCGGCAAUGUGGCUAUUGCAAGGGAAAUGUUUGAGAGGUGGAUGUCAAAGCAUCCUGAUCAGCAAGGUCGGCUUUCAUAUAUGAAGUUUGAGUUGAUGUACAAUGAAGUCGAGAGGGUGAGAGGGAUUUCUGAGCGAUUUGUGGACUGUCAUCCGAAGUUUGGCGCCUGGAUUAGAAGUAUGAGGAAUGUUCACCAGAACACUGUUAUACGUGGAUCUAGUUUGCAGAGUUGGCUGAAACAGAGAGAGCAAGAGCAAGAAACUAUGGAAUUCCCAAAAACAAAAGCAGAAAAGAUGAUCAGAGGAUUGAACUUGUUUCCUGAACUUGAUGUGAACGUUGUUGAAGACGAUCCUGCAUUUACAGUACCAAAAAUGGUCGAGAAAAGUUUACAAUUUCCCUGUUUAAGUGAUCCCAGAACCAGUGUUCAAGACUUGGGACACAGGGCUGGAUAUUAUAGACUUCCUCACACCAAAAGUGCAAGGAUGUUCUAUUUUUUCUUUCAAUCAAGAAACAAGCCGAGUACAGACCCUGUUGUUGUAUGGUUAAGUGGAGGACCCGGAUGCAGCUCAUCGCUGGCCCUGUUUUAUGAAAACGGCCCUUUCCACAUAGCAAACAACUUAUCUCUUGUAUGGAAUGAUUUUGGUUGGGAUAAGGCCUCAAACAUUAUAUAUGUCGACCAACCAACUGGAACAGGUUUCAGUUAUACUUCUGACAGAGCUGACAUUCGAAUUGAUUCUGUGGGAGCUGCCACUGAUUUCUAUGACUUCCUGCAGGCAUUUCUCCAAGCGCACCCUCAAUAUGCAAGGAAUGAUUUUUACAUCACUGGAGAAUCAUACGCCGGGCACUAUAUUCCAGCUUUUGCUGAUCGGAUUCGACGGGGAAAUGAUAAUAAAGAAGGGAUUCAUAUAAACAUGAAAGGAUUAGCUAUUGGUAAUGGAUUGACAGAUCCAGAGAUCCAGUACAAGGCAUAUACUGAUUAUGCUUUAAACAUGAAAUUGAUCAACAACUCUGAUUAUGACAGCCUGAGUCAGUCACUUCCCGGAUGUGUACGGGCAAUAAAACUCUGUGGCAAUAGCAGUGAUCUUUCAGCAGCUUGCGCCGAGGCUUUCUAUCUCUGCACCGACAUUUUCAAUAAGAUAGUUGAAAUAUCUGGAGAUAUAAAUCACUAUGACAUUCGAAAACCGUGUGUGGGUUCUUUGUGCUACAACUUUUCGAACAUGGAAAAUUUCUUGAACCAGAAGUCAGUUAGAGAAGCACUUGGUGUUGGAGACAUACAAUUUGUUUCAUGUAGUCUUGAUGUGUAUGAAUCAAUGAAUUUGGACUGGAUGAAGAGUUAUGAGGUUGAUAUACCUGCCCUACUAGAGAAUGGAGUCAAGUUACUUGUAUACGCUGGGGAGUAUGAUCUUAUUUGCAAUUGGAUAGGAAACUCGAGAUGGGUCGAUGCUAUGGUAUGGUCGGGACAGCAAGACUUUGUAUCGGCUCCUUCUGUUCCAUUUAAUGUAGAUGGAGUGGAGGCGGGAUUAAAGAAAAGCCAUGGACUUCUCACUUUCCUUAAGGUCCACAAUGCUGGCCACAUGGUUCCUAUGGAUCAACCAAAAGCAUCACUAGAAAUGAUAAAGAGGUGGAUGCAAGGCAUACCUCUCUAA